This is a messenger RNA of Oryza brachyantha (malo sina), 666 nucleotides long. Its product is annotated as transcription factor bHLH95-like. Gene Ontology annotation, molecular function: DNA-binding transcription factor activity; protein dimerization activity. The transcript is spliced from 3 exons. The coding region runs from base 1 to 666 and encodes 221 amino acids. Lineage: Eukaryota; Viridiplantae; Streptophyta; Magnoliopsida; Poales; Poaceae. Gene Ontology annotation, biological process: regulation of DNA-templated transcription; endosperm development. The record is from RefSeq and is a predicted model, not a curated record.
AUGCAUGCUUGGACAGAGAGGGGGAGAAGGAAGGAGAUGAAUAAUAAGUUUGAUCUUCUACAUGCCCUCGUCCCCAACCUCUCAGAAAAGGCUGACAAGGCGACCAUAGUGGAGGCGACGAUAAACUACAUCAAGAAUCUCCAAAACGAGGUCUAUAAGCUCGAGACACUCAAGAUGCAGCAGCGCAAGCGCAUCGCCGCCGCCAAUGCCGACGGCGAGGGAUCCGCCACUCCUGUACCAGCGCCGCCGGUGCCGGAGGAGGAGGAGGCGGUGGCACCGACGAGGGAGACGGCGCUGGCUGACAUGGUGCACGUCUGGGAGGAGGAGGAGGUGGCCGGCGGUGGCGCUCGCCAUGGCUGGCGUGGCUCCCCCGCGCCGCUGCAGACAUGGACGGGGUCCAACAUGACGGUGAGCCUCGCCGGCGACGACGCCUUCAUCACGCUGUCGCUGCCGCGCGGCCUGAGCGUCGUGACGGGGGCGGUGUGGAUCCUGGAGAGGCACCACAUCGACGUCCGGACGGCCACGCUCUCCACGCCUGACCAGGACAGCAGCCUGCUCAGCCUGCACUGCCACCUCAGUCCAGCGUGCUCGAGCUCCCAGAACCUAACGCCCGUGGACAAGUACAAGCUGGCAGUGUCAGAGCUGAUGCUUUGGAUCGCCUCCUGA